UGUAUGUUCGGAGAGUCAUUAAUAAGAAUACAAGAAGUUUCGGAAAGUUUUUGAUUGAGAAAAUAUCCAUUGAAAUGCGUUGUAGGAGAAAAUUGUUUCUCCCAUUUCUUCUCUGUAUUGUAAUAUUUUACUGCCACCUUUGGAUGAAGCUGCCAAAUAGACGAAACAAACUCGCACGUUCUGGUAUUUAUUCAAUUGAAUCCUUCAACGGAUAUAAUUUUGAAAUGAUACGAAGCAUGAUUAGAGACGUCUUUGUCAGAAACAUACGUAUUUAUAUCACUGAAGACCCACACUCUGCAAAGGAAAUCAUCGAUAUUGUAAAUAUAACAACAAACUUUCCAACAAUAAUUGAUGUUUCAAAAGCUAACCAGCUUGCUCCUGAAGUAUCAAAGAAAUAUGUAUAUGUACAUUAUAUGUUUAAUGAUCAACUAUCAAUGAAUACACGAUCAUUCUUAAGUCUCUGUGCGCAAGCGGGACGAAGUAAAAGAUACGUGGUCAAACCUUUCGUUAAACACACAAAAUUAGGUUCUGACGAGUCUUGGUUGGAUUUUGAAUGUUAUUAUAAUAUUGAUUACAUGAAGGACUUGCUCAUCGCGAGUAAUUACGCUGGACUGGUAAACAAGGACGAAUAUAUUCGCGAAUGUCCAGCUGAAGAUCCCGAUCAUGUAAGCAUACACUUCAUUGACAAUUCUGAAAGCUCAAAAAAUGUACUUCACUCUAAGUUUCACGUAAAAGACGAUAAUAUUCGUAAAAUUACAGCCAAUGCUUAUCAGCAUGGAUGGACCGAGUGUAACUUUCUCGACAAAGCUAUGAGUCGUGCGCCUGGUAGACAAUACUGUGUCCAUUCAGCGGUGAUAACAGACUGGAAAAAACUUGAAGAAGAGAUUGUAAAAGAACACAAAUGUCUUAACGUAUUUCAUUGGAGAGGGAUUUAUGACGACUCUUAUCGAUUAGAAUUCUCGGAAGAUGAUCUUAAAUUCACGUCAAAGGAUCUUACCUAUGCUUUACGUACAGGAAUUGCUGUUGAAAAUCAAGUAAAAUAUGUCGCUAACAAGUUUCUUGAUAGCAGUUACAUAGCUGUUUAUGUGAGAGGCGAGUAUAUACUUCGAACUAGAAACAUGGAUUAUUUAAGAAAAUGCAUUGACAUGGUCCUUAAUAUUUUAAAUCUUGUAAAGGAACAAACACAUUUAUCUCGUGUAUUCGUUGCAACUGAUAUGGGGAAGUAUGGCUCGUCGUGGCUGGUCAGAUAUCAAAGACAAAAAAAAUUAGAUGAAAAUGUUUUCAACGAUCUGAUUGAUUAUAUUGUAGCGCAAUCUCAAGCCAUUACAUACAUUCCAUCCUCUGACUCAGUAGAUCGAGGUGUAAUUGCACUUGCCGACAAAAAGCUUGUUGCCAAUUCUCAAUAUCUGAUCACAGCAGGAAAUGGAACAUUUCAAGAGUGGGUGGAAGCAACUUUUUUGGAAUAUCAUCGCUAUGAUAAAAGGCUUGGUCCAUAAUCACAGUUUGUAAUAAUUAUGAAACGUAAGCCCGCAAAACUCUUUUUCAUGCAUUUGGUAUAUUAUUUCAUUUUUUUGUUUAUAAAGUUCAAAUCACCCCUUUUCAAAGUCCGCCAUGCUUUUGUGACAUACGUAUAUGAGCAUAUUGCAAUUCAUUCCGUUUGACUACUUCUUACUCAGUACUUAUGUUCCAUAUCUGUAAAUACAACUAAAAUCCAUGUAUUUAUUUCUGUUACUUCGAUUUUUUGCUGUUAGUUUUGAUUUUAGAAUUGAAUUGGAGAGUGUACUCAACCUGAAAUAUUGACUGCAAAAUGCCGUGUUCCGGCUCAA
Messenger RNA from Xenia sp. Carnegie-2017, 1826 nucleotides. RefSeq lists its product as uncharacterized. The transcript is spliced from 2 exons. Bases 75 to 1496 code for a protein of 473 amino acids. The record is from RefSeq and is a predicted model, not a curated record. Lineage: Eukaryota; Metazoa; Cnidaria; Anthozoa; Malacalcyonacea; Xeniidae.